This is a messenger RNA of Cydia splendana, 7135 nucleotides long. RefSeq names its product phosphofurin acidic cluster sorting protein 1 (gene KrT95D). The record is from RefSeq and is a predicted model, not a curated record. The coding region runs from base 263 to 2905 and encodes 880 amino acids. Gene Ontology annotation, biological process: protein localization to plasma membrane. The transcript is spliced from 19 exons. NCBI's taxonomy places the organism in Eukaryota, Metazoa, Arthropoda, Insecta, Lepidoptera, Tortricidae.
GCAACAUCGCGCCUCUGGCUGUCAAACGUAUCGAACGCCCUCGUUCGCUUCGGAGAUCAGCCGACGUUUCUAUCGUGUCGUGCUUUGAUCAAAACGAGAGUGUUGUUGUGUAUGCGGUCGGAACUGCGACGCGUUCGUUCUGUGUUACAAUAAAACAUGAAUCCAGUGCUGUGCUUAGUGAUCAAAUAACGAUGCCAGUCAAAACUUAAACAGGUGCUGUGCUGUGAAAAGUUUUACUUUGUUGUGUGCUUCAGAUUUUAAGAUGACGGAGAAAAAUAAAUCUGAAAAGAUGACUAAUACAUCGAAACCUGUUCCCAUGAAGCUUUUUGCUGCCUGGGAAGUGGACAGGACGCCUUCCAACUGUAUUCCAAGGUUGUGCACACUACGCGUCACCCGUCUACGCGUAUGCGGUGCCCUUGGCGAGGCGGGCGGCGGGGCGGCGGGCGGAACGGGCGCGGGCGCGGUUAUCCUGGCGGCGCGCAUGCACAGCAGCAAGCGUACCCUGCGCUCGAAUGACAUCGCCGUGCCUCCCAUGGAUGUUGAGCUCGACCUGUGCUUCUCGUUGCAGUACCCGCAUUUUGUUAAGCGAGAUGGCAAUAGGUUGCAGAUUAUGCUACAGAGACGCAAGAAAUACAAGAACCGCACCAUUUUAGGAUACAAGACGCUCGCCGAGGGAGUUAUUAGGAUGGAUCAGGUGCUGCAGCGCUCCAUGGACAUGGAACUGGAACUAACUGGAGUCGGCUGCAAAGGUGGCGCCGCUGCAGGCCAGCCUGUCGCCCGGCUGUCCAUCACCGGGCUGGCGUCCACGCCCGUCGACCACGACACUAAGAACAACAACAACAUGCUCAUCACUGAACGAGGCUACUCAGAUGAAGAGGAAGAGGGCGAGUUCAGCUCCGUGGAGGAAGCAGACGAGAUGACGUACGGCGCGCCGGCGCGGCGCCGGACGCACCGGCAGCUCACGUUCAACAAGGCAGACCUAUCCUACACUAAGCUGUCGCGCUCACGAGACUUGAGCUUCAUGGAGCGCGAGCGAGAGAGACAGAGCUAUAUGCGCUCCAAGGCGGACAGAGACAGCGACAGUGAGCUGGAGAACGCGGCCGCCAAGCGCAAGGGCAGCCGCGGCAAGCUCGCGCAACGCAACCUGAAGCAGAAGUUCGCCGCGCUGUUGCGGCGGUUCAGAGUGCCGGAUGAAUUGGGCGAACGCGGCGCGGCAAGAGAUACGCAUCAUGCGCAGAGGGAUAUAGAUGAACUCUUCCAGGAAUUAGAGUCGCUAUCGUGCGGGGAGGGCGAGGACUCGGGCCCCGACCAGAUGGACACCAUCAGCAUCGGCUCCACGCCCAAACCCUCGCUGCGGCCCUUCUUCAGCAGCUCAAGAAGCUUGGCCAAUCAGGACCACCACAGGCAUUCCAAUGUGAGCCGGCACGCGAGCCUCGCCUCCACACAGCUCAGCGAGCGCCUCGCCGUUACCGUCCCGCUCACAGAAUCGGAGGCGGUUCGAAGCUCGGUGGGCGAUGAAAGGGGCAGCGAAGGAAACAGUGACGGUGAUCUAACAGCUGAUGCGCCUGUCUCUGGCGCUUCAGUUUCCAGCUCACCUCCUAAUGAGACCAAGGUACAGGAGGACAAGCGUUCCCGACUCUUCCGGAGUGCGACCAGCGGAGGCAACCUCACGCCGGCCGGUGCUACGCGCAAGAAGAACUCGUUGGCUGCCUCAGAUCGACCACUUUCGGCACACGAGCUGCCCGUACAGAGUCCUACUACACAAGAGCCUCGACGUACAAUGGUCGAGCAAAUCAGCCGUCUUCUCGGCGACGACGCGCCGCUCCCGGAGUGCGUGGCCGUGGCCCCGCCCGGCGCGGCCGGCGCGCUGCACGCCCUGGGCGUGCCCACCAUCGUGACCCCCGCACCUCAUGCUCCGGACGCAAGACCGCUACUGCAGGCAUUGUAUGCGAGGGCUGGGAAGCAGAGCGUGCGGCGCGGCUGCAUCCGCGUGGUGGUGGCGGGCGGCGACGGCGCGGCGGCGGCGGCGCUGCGCGCGCACGCCGAGCUGGCCGCGCGCCGCCCGCACGACGCGCCGCCCAUGCGGUUCUACAUCGUGCCCAUCGGUGGUGUAACAGUGGCCCGGCACUUGGCAGCCACGGACACGGCGUACGGCGCGUUGUUCGGCGACGCGUGGGCCGCGUGCUGCGAGCGCGCCGCCGAGGGCAGCCUGCCCGACCAGACCGAGAUGUCCUCCCGGAUAGCUAGGUACCUCAACAGCAUCGGGCCUGUAAACAACGUUCCCAUCGGCGAAGCCAUGGUAGCAUACAGAGAGCGUUCGGGAGAUGAGGAUGCCAGUCAAACUUUCGUGCCGUUUAUCGCUGAGGUCCGCGUGGGCUGCAGCGAGGGCGGCGUGUCGUCGCUGGAGCUGGAGGAGGGCGGCUCCCCGCCCGCGCGGCCCUCGCCGCCCGCCACGCCCGCGCCGCUCGACCUGCAGCCGCCUCUACUAGCGCGCGAGCCGCUCGAGCUGCAGCUCGACUACUGGCUGGUUCCAGGCCGGGCGACCGAGGGCGCUGAUGGCAAGGUGACAGUCAAAGCGUCCUUCAGAGCGCUGCACGUGACGCGGCAGAACGCGCACCUCUGCAUCACCUAUCUCACCAAGGAGAAGAAACAAAAGAUUAUGCGGUUGGGCAAGAAGAAAGAAAAGACUGGCGAAGCGGAGCCGGGCCGAGCGCAGACUGUGGAUGGUGUUGCACGACUCAUAUGCUCUGCUAAAGGCUCACACAAUCUGCCGCUCAAAGUGUACAUCGACGGCACAGAAUGGAACGGCGUAAAAUUCUUCCAACUGUCGACGCAGUGGCAGACGCACGUGAAAACGUUCCCCGUGGCGACCUGCGGCGCGCCGCUUGCGCCGCCGGAGACCUAGAAUUGGCUCCGAACCAAACUCGGUGUCAUCCACUCUCUGGCUUCCUCGCUCUGGCACUCGAGGGCGUCCCUAGCCGGCCACGAAUAAUCGCCGAGCUGGUUUAACGAGUUCAAAUUUGGAACGCGGCCAUUUUGAAAAGCGCAGCGGCGAAUGCUGGCCACUAAUAAAAAAAGCGCAGCUUGUUUGAUGGUUCAAAUUUAGAACGUGGCCAUUUUUAAACGGCGCACCCGUAGGGUUGCCGACGGCUUUCUAAUGAGGCUCUGAAACUUUUCGAACGUAUCGAUUUUUAGUAUUAAAGAUUUAAAAAAAUACGUUGGUUAUUUUGCAGUCAGUAAUAUUACGCUAUCGAGCUGCCAUGAUUUUAUUAGCGCGUAGAAAGCUUUUGUUGUGUAGCUUGAAUAGGGUUUACUGUUUGUUAUUAGAUUUGUAGUCAACUGUAUGCAUGCUUCGACUUCAAUGUUUAUCGUAUAGGUAUUCAAGUUACAUAAUAAACGCUCAAAAUCACGCUAACUAUUCAUUCAUAGUCAUUCAUUAGUUGUAUGUUUAAUGUUAUAAAAACUAGGUAUUCGCAUACUCAAUAUGUAUCGAGUUGAUGAAGGGUUCGUGACAUUUCCAUAAUGUAUGUAAAGUAAGCUAGGUUAUGUAUCAGACUAGAAGAAACCGAAUUUCGGAGUAUCUGUCGGCACAUAUCAUUGUAGGUUCGUGCUGCUGAGUGCGCUCGUUUUUAUUAUCUGUGAUUCGUUAAUGCAGUUUAAAAAAUGGCGACGGCGAUCGCCAGACAUUUUUUUGUAUAUUUUUUGUAAGCAACUAAAUUAACUGCAGUUUUUUAACUUUUGUACCGAUUAAUGCAUAGAAUUUUUAAUACCAAUAGAUUGCUAGAACACCAGUAUCUUCCGCAUGUAAUCUUACGCUCCAACGCUUUUAAUUUAAAGCCUAUUAUAGCAGGAAUCACAUCUCUUAGUUUCCUUGAAGUUUUCUGCCUCCAGUUUGAGAAUUCCGAGCCAAUUUGGACUUUAUUUAACGGCUAGUUUUAGGAGGUGGAAACCCCAAGGGGACGGGUGAUGUACUGUAGCAACGAAUAGUCGAAUGAUAUCAUAUGUUAACUGUACUCUUGUAGGUUAGAGAUGUGUAGUUCACACUCGCGGCUGUGUUGUCGAAAGUCAGCCAUGUUUACUCAAAUUUCAGGAAAAUAUAAAGGGAUUAUGAUCGUAGAUUAUAGCCAGGUCGUGACUAAGAUUGAAUACUUGUAGCAAGAUUGAAAUUACGCAGUUUUUGACUUACGAGUCAACAAAUUUUGAAUGCUGGUACUUUUAAGUACAUUUAAAUAUGACUUCGAGCUAAUGUAUAAAAGCGUAUAAAGGGUCAGUUUUAAAUUAUCUGUGAAUUAGUUUCCCAAAUAUUUUGUUUAUUGCCUAACCCCCUAUUCAUAAACGUUUACUAAAGUUGACAAGCCGAUAAUAAUCGUUUGUCCCUUUCCAUCAUACCAAUACGUCGGAAAGGGACAAACGAUUAUUAUCGGCUUGUCAACUUUAGUGAACGUUUAUCAAUAAGGGGGUAAUUGUCUAAGUAAAUAGUUUUUAGCUUAUUAAACAAUACGAAAGACGUGCCAAAUUAGAAUCAAUUUUAACGUUAACACCGUUCAGAUUUUGAAGUAGAAGCUUCUACAAAGUGAAUUAGAGGAAAAAAGAAAUUAAACGAAUAAACGAAAUUCAUCCUAACUACCUUAACAGUGAGGUAUUAUAUAGCAGUCACAUGAACAUUCUCUGUUCCAAGACCUUUUAAAAUUUCGAAAUUUUAAAGAUUCUAAGUAAAAUACUAACAACUCGUAAAAUGUCUGUAUAAUAUAUGCUACUCAUAUUUAACUGUUGACUACUUAGUCUUAGGUGUACUACAAAAUUAAUAGGCGUAGGUAAAUAAAAUAUUUGGAAGAAACUAGUUUUCGUAAGUAUCUAAAAAAUAAAUUCGACAAUAGUUUUGCCAAUAGUCGUACGCUUUCUGUAAGUAAUGUAUCGUUGUAGCCCGUUAGUGUAAGGCGUAAGAAUAAGAACAAUCAAUAUUACUUCACAAUAAGAUGUCAGAUAUUCUUGAUCCCCUAUAUUAAACUGAAAACUGACUCCAAUCCACCCUAGCCACAGUUUUUAGACCAUUCGCUACGCUCAAUAUUCGCUAUAUUAAGUCCUAUUACUGUAACUACAUUAUCAUCUCUGUCAGUAUUGUUUACUCUUCUUAAGCAAUCUAGUACGAAGUUGUCUCGUAUCAUAAGUAGAAAAAGCAAAGAUAUCUCAAGGCUUUUAAGAUAGAUUUUCUUCGUUUUCUUCAAAUAUGUAGUUUCUUUUAGAUCUUUCAAAACUGUUUUCCAAAUUUCUGCCUUACGUUUCAUUUUUCAAAUGUAUAAUUGUUACAGAUAUGUGUAAACUAUAGUAUACAUAUUUCAUAUUAAGUAACAUCCUUAUUACACAAUAUUUAAAUAUCGAGUCUUGUCUUAUCGCGGAAGUAUAUUAGGGGCGGGCUGUAGUUUCGUUACUCGAUAUGUCAUGCUUUGCUAAAAUAUCCGGUCGUAAGUACCUUUUCCUCUUACACAAUGUUAAAACUUUAUACCAACCUACCAACUAUCACAGGAAUAUGACCCGUAUAAACUCAUUAAACAAUACUUUAUCUCAAUUAAUCUGUAUUUCAUAAAACAACAAAUUCAAUACAAUUAAUAAUAAAUGUUGAUAUUUAAUCGAUACGCGCUCUAGUCGUCUCGCGUAAUGGAUGACUUCUUUUUGUAUUAAAUGCGUAUGAGAUUGUACUAUAGCUAUAGCCUAUAAGAAUCGAGCCGUGCGGUUUUACUACAAAGUUAGAAAACAAGGAUAAUUGUACCUAGUUACUAAAUUAUUGUAAAGUCAACUCGUAUGUCAUCGCCAUAAGGUUCACCACGAACUGGAGUUAAAAUAACCUACUGGAAACAUACAUGCUCUUGUAGAGUAAAUUUAGAGUCAUGGGAUUCGUCAUUAUAUUUCUAACUUUGUAGUGGAAUCACAUCACGUUCAGUCCUCUUUGCACGGUCCAUCUCUAUUGUCGUAUGAAAAGCCAGGUGGACCGUGUGCAGAGGGCUUUGCUGUCCCCUUAUAAAAUAACGUACAGUGGAUACAAAAAAUGUAGUUACAUAGAUCUGGACUGAAAUAUUUUAGGGUUGGUGAACAAUAUAUCUGCAUCGGUAGUAACGAUCGAGUGAAUGCUCGAUUAAAAUCAUGCGAAUGAUUUUUGUUGAAAAUGAAAUCAAUUUAACUAGUCUGAAUGUGAAAGAACUGUGCGUUUUUAUGUACGUAGGGGCAGCUUAGAAUAAGUAUCUAAGCAAAUUUGGAUCUUAGGAAUCGAAUAUAAACCAUCCAAGUUCAAUAAAGUAGGAUAGUUGUUACUUUUCAGUUGUAGCUCUAUAUAAACGUAUCGCAAUAACUGUUUAAUGUAAUUUAACUGGAUUAGAGCAGUCAGAUAUCAUUGGACUUACAAUUAUGGUGCCAUUAUAGUGUUGGCAAUUAAAACAAAAAGAAGCUCAAGAUAAAUUAAGUUUCGUCAUAUCUAGAGGCCUAGCCGAUGUGUAAUAUGGUUGAUGGUACUGUGAGUAAUAUUAAUGGUGUUGCUGUAUCUUUCUAAACUAUCAUGAAUCAUGAUACAGUAAUAUAAUUAAAUGUUACUGUCAGUGUCUGUCCACCCUAGUGUAACGUUGUUCCAUAAUCGUAUAUUCGUGUAAUAGCGUGUAAUACUUAUAAUUUACGAUUAUUUAAUUAAUUGUAAUUAAUAUAAUUUGAUCUCAUAGCUAUCAAAAUAUUGGCAUUAUAUUAUUUCAAAAUAAAAUAAAAUUUGGUUAAAAUAAUAUAAUUGUAUUUAACUGUAUUUGGUGUCAUUUUGUAAAUCAUCACAAAUUAUUGUGCCCAUGAGGAAUGGCUGAACGAAUUCAUGAUUUUCGUUGAAACAUGUCAUAUGUUCUUUUAAGUUAAAUUAGUACAAAAAUAUUUUUAUGUUUGUUAUCUACUAAAUACCUAUAUUAUUUUCUGUAAAAACGAGAAAACUGAUUGUCAGUGCAAUAAUUUGUAUUGAAUACUCCCCCAGGGCUAAUGAUUUUAUUUCAGUUUGACUUAUGGUUUAAUUACACUACUUUUAAGUGAAGUGAUGAGAUAUAUUAUUUUAUCAUAAUUUGCAAGUAUGGUUUGUAUUUAUUGUACAAAUAAAAUUUUGCAUUGAAAUAAA